Messenger RNA from Solanum tuberosum (potato), 2228 nucleotides. Its product is annotated as F-box-like/WD repeat-containing protein TBL1Y. Gene Ontology annotation, biological process: regulation of transcription by RNA polymerase II. The coding region runs from base 110 to 1882 and encodes 590 amino acids. The record is from RefSeq and is a predicted model, not a curated record. Gene Ontology annotation, cellular component: histone deacetylase complex. Lineage: Eukaryota; Viridiplantae; Streptophyta; Magnoliopsida; Solanales; Solanaceae. The transcript has 14 exons. Gene Ontology annotation, molecular function: transcription corepressor activity; protein binding.
CAUCUAUUUGUAACGUCUCCUUCAUACAUCUCUUUCCGUUUCACCCUCUCUAAAAUCUCGGAGAGAGAAAGCACAUGGUGUUUGUUUCCUCCGGCGUCCAUUCGGCAAAAUGAUCUCUCUCACCUCGUCGGAGCUCAACUACCUGGUUUUCCGGUACCUUCAGGAAUCAGGGUUCACACAUUCAGCAUUUGCUUUAGGAUAUGAGGCAGGGAUCAAUAAGAGCACAAUAGAUGGAAAUUUAGUUCCUCCUGGUGGUCUGGUUACCUUUGUACAAAAGGGAAUUCAAUAUCUUGAAUUGGAAGCAAAUUUGAGCACUGAUGACACAGAUAUGGACGAAGACUUCCAGUUUAUACAGCCCAUUGAUCUUAUCACCAAGGAUGUAUAUGAGCUACAUAAAAUAAUAAAAGAAAAAAAGGAAAAGCUUCGGAAAGAUAAACCUAGGGGAAAGGAUAAGGAUAUCAAUGACCGUGAAACGGAGCAUGAACGGGAGCCUGCUAGAGAAAGAGAGAAGGAAAAACAGCAGAAGGAAAAAGAGCGAGAGCGGGAACGGGAACGGGAGCGGGAGCGAGAGCGAGAAAGAGAAAGAGAAAGAGAAAGAGAAAGGAUUGAGAAGGAUAAGGAGAGAGAGAAAAAUAAGGACAAAGAAAAAGCACGUGAGGAUCUCAUACCACGUGAGGAUCUCAUGGACGCGAAACCCAAUGGAGAUAAAGAGAUUGUUAGACAUGAGGAGAAUGGAAAGGCUGGAGAUCCAGAGCCCAUGGAGAUUUGCACAAGCUCAACCGCCUUGCCAUGUGAAAUACUGAGUUCUGAUUUACUGAUUUUGGAAGGCCAUACAUCAGAGGUUUUCGCAUGUGCCUGGAGUCCAGACGGUUCACUUCUUGCAUCUGGGUCUGGAGAUUCUACUGCUAGGAUUUGGACAAUUGGAGAUGGUACUUGUAAUUCCCACAUGCAAAAUGGGCCUGUAAAUGUCAUGGUAUUAAAACAUUUUAAAGGUCGAACAAAUGAGAAGAGCAAGGAUGUUACUACACUUGAGUGGAAUGGCGAGGGACACCUACUUGCAACAGGUUCUUAUGAUGGGCAAGCAAGAAUUUGGAACCGAGAGGGGGAACUGGUAAAUACACUAAUCAAACAUAAAGGGCCAAUCUUCUCUUUGAAGUGGAAUAAGAAAGGUGAUUAUCUCCUUAGUGGUAGUGUAGACAAAACCGCAAUUGUAUGGGAUGUAAAGUCAGGCGAAUGGAAGCAGCAAUUUGAAUUUCAUUCAGCUCCAACUCUUGAUGUUGAUUGGCGAAACAACAAUUCCUUUGCGACUUGCUCCACUGAUAACAUGAUUUAUGUUUGUAAAGUUGGAGAGAGUCGGCCUCUCAAAGCUUUCUCGGGACAUCAGAGUGAAGUCAAUGCAAUCAAGUGGGACCCCUCAGGCUCCUUGUUGGCGUCAUGCUCUGAUGACACCACAGCUAAGAUAUGGAGUGUGAAACAAGAUACCUGCUUGCAUGAUUUCAGAGAGCAUGCCAAGGAGAUCUAUACCAUCAGAUGGAGUCCAUCUGGCCCUGGUACGAGCAACCCAAAUCAACAGUUGUUGCUGGCAAGUGCUUCUUUUGACUCCACAGUGAAGCUUUGGGAUGUUGAAAUUGGCCGUCUCGUCCACAGCUUGAAUGGUCAUAGGGAUCCUGUUUACUCUGUCGCAUUUAGCCCAAACAGUGAGUACUUGGCUACCGGAUCAUUGGAUAGAUGCUUGAAUAUAUGGUCUGUGAAAGACGCCAAGAUCAUAAAAACGUACAGUGGAAAUGGUGGAAUCUUUGAAGUGUGCUGGAACAAGGAAGGCAGCAAGGUCGCAGCUUGUUUUGCAGACAAUGUGGUGUGUGUCUUUGAUGUUCGGAUGUAGGGUUGCAGAACAAACAUGAAAAAGAUAGAGUUGAACAAACAUGCACUUGUAACAAGCAACGCUUGAUUGGUGGCAAAAGUGUGUUUGGUUGACGCAUGUAGAAUUGUAGAACAGUUGAUAUUCAACAAAUCAGAAUUUGUAGCGUGUUGUAGAUAUGCAGAUAGGAUCAUGGUACUGACCUAGGUUUAGGUUUUGGUACAGCUGAAGCUGUAAAUUACAGCCAUUGUACUGUGUUGAAAGUGAGGAAGCUGCAGCGGCAGUGACUCUUCUGUCACAACUUAUUUGUUGCCCAAAAUGUUGAUAUCAAGUUACAUUAAUUGUAUUUCUCGCCAGUUUCAUGUUGAUG